Messenger RNA from Lotus japonicus, 2521 nucleotides. RefSeq lists its product as uncharacterized. The coding region runs from base 231 to 2330 and encodes 699 amino acids. Gene Ontology annotation, cellular component: GPI-anchor transamidase complex; membrane. The transcript has 5 exons. Lineage: Eukaryota; Viridiplantae; Streptophyta; Magnoliopsida; Fabales; Fabaceae. The record is from RefSeq and is a predicted model, not a curated record. Gene Ontology annotation, biological process: attachment of GPI anchor to protein.
CUUCCUUCCUUGAGCACUUCCGCCAAUCCUCUCAUCACUGGCCGUCAAGCCCCCUCUGCUCCGCCGCGCGCUUACAGUUGCUUUCUCCUCCCCUUUCCGCCGCCGUCCCCAACAGCUUCAUCUCCGAUCCAGAUUCGGAAUCUACUAUCUUCGGUGUUACUGUUCCUCGAUUCUGCUGUUGAUUGCGAAGCAGCGAUUUUGAAUCGGCGAAUCUGAAGUGCAAGGAGGUGAUGGGUGAGGGUGAAGGUGAAGGCGAAGGCGGUGGUAGGGCGAAGCAGAAGCAGAGAGCUCGCCCAAUCGUACGCAUAGGGAUCUUCCUCAUCUCUCACAGCAACUUCGUCAGCGUCGUUUGUUUCAUUGCAGGUGUGGUGGCUCUUCUUCUUCUCCCCAUCCUCGCCAAGAACACCUACAUUUCCGAGAAUGCCCUCAUGCCAGGUUCAGCUAACAGCAUGCUUUCCACUCACGAUGUUUCCGAGGCAAAUAAGCUCAUCAACGAGUUAACUCAGUCGCACCUCACUUCCAUUGAAAGUCAAAAACUUAUUGCACAGUAUAUGUCAGCCUUGGAUGCUGAAGUUACUCAUCACAAGUUCUAUCCUCAAUUGAAUCAGUUCCAUCCGCUGCACUUUUUUACCAGUCCUGAUUCAGGCUUAAUCUCAGAAAAUAUAAGCUGUUCCUUGCUAGGGGUGAACACUGUUGGAAUUGUUAGAGCGCCACGUGGGGAUGGCAAGGAAGCUAUUGUCUUGGUAACACCUAUCAAUUCGAAGAAAGUUGGUCCAGGGGAGGCUUUGUCUUUGGGCAUUGCUUACUCAGUGUUCUCACUGCUUUCGCGAGUUACUUGGCUGGCGAAGGACGUUGUAUGGCUUGUGGCUGAUUCUCAAUAUGGAGAGUAUUCUGCUGUGGCUGCUUGGCUAACAGAAUAUCAGGCCCCUGUUUCUCGUGGAAUUGGCAUAGUUAAUAGUGAACAGUGUAAUGGCAGCAACACCAUUGAUGAAUAUGACGGGUUUAGACGUGCUGGAACUAUGGCUGCAGCUCUUGUAAUUAAGGUUGCAGAGCAAGGUAACCAUAUUGAAGACAGUAUUAAUAUUUAUGCUGAGGCGUCCAAUGGCCAGAUGCCGAACCUCGACCUCAUCAAUAUUGUAAAUUAUCUAGCGGUGCAUAAACAGGGUUUGCGGAUGAAAGUGAAGAAGAUGUGGUCUCUACUUGGAUCCAGGUGGCUCAAUACUUUAGGUGUUAUAUUUGAAUCUUUGGGACAUAUUGCUAGAAGCUUAGAUCCUAAAUGGAAAUUCAGUAUUCCUGCUGCUGAAUAUGUUGAGGGCGCUGCUACCCUGGCAAGUUCAUUGUAUUACCAGGGUUUGGGUGUUCCCACUGGUCCUCAUGGUGCCUUCCGUGACUAUCAAGUUGAUGCAAUUACUCUGGAAAUUCUUCCAAAAGUUUCUCCUGCUAAAAUGAUCAGGCGUAAUGAUUUCAUGCUCCGUGGCGGAAGGUUGAUUGAAGGAAUCAUACGCUCAAUAAACAACCUUCUUGAGAAGUUUCAUCAAUCGUUCUUUUUGUACCUCUUGACAUCCCCUAGUAAGUUUGUGUCGGUUGGCGUUUACAUGAUUCCAUUUGCAUUACUUGUUGCGCCGCUUCCAAUAGUUGCGGCUUCCCUCCAUGCUGAUGCUAAUAAAUCCACUCCCCUAGCCACACCUGCCUCUGAAGUUGAUGUCAACCGCAAAUCUUGGAAAUGGCUGAACUCAGCCAGAAAGGUCUUGGUCAUUCAUUUAUGGGGUGCUGUUGUCUCCUUACUCCCAUAUUUCCUAUGCCAAAUACCCAAUACCACGGCAACAACAAACUUUAUAACAUGGGGUUUGCUAUCAGCUUUUAGUCUCGUAAUUCUGUCCUUGAUAUUGGGCUCUCCAAUUUUUGAAACUGCAGCAUCUCAACCUGAGAAAAGUGAAUGGGCUAGCUUAAAGUCUGUAACCAUAUCAACCACUUUCAUUGGUUUAUCUCUCAUGUCAGUCAUUAACUUUGCUACAGCAGAAAUCGGGGCUUUACUCAUCGUCCCGAUUUGUCUAAUGGCUCGACCAUUGAGGCUUGAUGUUCAAGCUAGGAGCUUGAGAACCUUACUAAGGGCCAUUUGUAAUCUUGCUUUAGGUUUUAUUGGGUUUCCGCCAGUUGCAUAUGUUCUAAUGAAAGGCACGUUUGAAGGUUUUCAUGGUACUAAUGUUGGUGACUAUUGGAAUUGGGUGGAAUCCCUUUGGACAUGGAACAGUGCCACUUACCUCUACGUAGGUGUUGUUCAUCUGCCAUGCUGGGCACUGUGUGUUCACAUUUUAUUUCAUCAUUGUUGACAUGUACUAUUGGUUAGUUGGACAUGCAAUGCAUGCAAGAAAUUUUUUCCCUUCACGUUUAUGUAUUUUUCUCUAAUUCAUAUCAUAUUUCUUCACGAGUCAUUGUCAUUGUAAUUAGGUUAUGAAAACUAUUGAGCAGUAGAGAAGGAGAAAAGGUUUAGAUGCCUAAAGUGUGAAUUAUUGUUGAGCCU